AUGGGUAUUGUUGGAGAUCUGUUUGGUGCUGGAAAAAUGUUUUUACCACAGGUGAACUAGCCUGCUUGCCUGCCUGUCGAUGUUUCCUGUUUCCUUAUGUAUUUCCACAUGAUCGUCUCGAAAGAUUGAGUAGCCUACCAUUACAGCCGCUUCUUAUUGCUUUCCUCCUCCUGGGACGUUUUGCACGGGUCCCCAGGGGCUGUAAUUGCAGGCUAGCGAUCAAGAUGGUCCCGACUAUUAUGUUGAAACUAGACUUACAUUUUGUAAGUUUAGCUUGUUUUUCUGUAAUUCUUAUUUAUCCACAUAGUUUAUUUAGUUACUUUACAAUAUUAUUUGUUAUGACUGCUGUAACCUUUCCUCUCCGCCCGCCUCGUCUAGCUUUUGCUAUUUGCGGGCGGAGAUUGCAAAAUGAUGUGUAUGAAAUGUGUAUGAAUUCCAUUUGAGCACGUUUAUAAGAUCAGUUGAAACACGUGGUCGAUUUCAACGCUUUCCCCUGGACAAAGUUAAAAAUCGCUCAAGCUUUCCUGAACUGGGCUUUUUAGCAACACUGCACGGGUUCGAGGAGACUGCACUGCGCAUGCCUCCAAUCAGAAGCGUUACACGUUUUUUUUUACGGAAAUUGUAGAUUUUUCAGAAAGGAAGAGAGCUUCUGGCCAUGAAAUCCCGAUGUAAUAUGGUCAAAUAUCCUUUUACGCUGUUAAUAAUUAACCUACCAUCCUCAAAUGAAGCUACUGAGCAGCAGUACGUUCUUUGAUGUUACACUCUCUGUUAAUAUAUAAAGUGAUGCAAUGUUUGUAUGCUCGUUACCUAGGUGAUAAAAUCUGCUCGUGUCAUGAAAAAAGCUGUUGGAUAUCUCAUUCCCUUCAUGGAGAAGGAGCGGGAAGAAAGACUAGCUCAGAUGAACGGUGAUGGUAAUACUGUGGAGGAUUCACUUGCUGUAAGUUAGAUUCAUAUGGACAUAGUCAGCUUUCUGACCGCGCUGACCGCGGGAAAACAUAAAACGGCUGUCAAGCGCGGGAGAACAUACAUUUACGGGUGCGAGACUGUCCGGGUGCGAAGCCUGGGAAAAUGCGCGGGAAACUGAAACAUGUAACCGAUAACGGGGAAUCAUGUAGUCGGUGCGAAAACAGCCGUGUUGUCAUUGUCAAAGCGAAUAUAGUUAGGGAACCAAUUUGUCUUGAUCGUUUUUGUUUGUUUUGUUGUUGAUGUUAUUGUUGUUGUUUUUUUUUCCGGAGUCACAAAAAGUAAAAUCCAUUUAUGGCUAAGGAGCCACGCAGCUUUAAAAGAAAUCUAUAUUUUGAUUUGCCUUCGAAAACAUACCUGCUAUUUCUUUAGAUAAACGGCUCGGGACAUUGCUUGUUCGGACAUUCGACUAUUGUUUCGUUGUCUAAUUAAACAACUCCUUCUUGGAGCUUUAAGGCGCCCCGUAGUGGCUAUGAGAGUCGAUGAUUGUCAUAAAUAUGACAAAUGCUGUUACUGCCUGAGAGCAACCGUACCACUGUACAGAAAAUAUAAAGCAAGCUUCAAGGGGAAUAUUAAUGUGUAGGCCGUGCCAAUAGCUUGCAAACCUUAAUUUGGUGCUCAAUGAGAGGAUGUGCACUCGUUUCAAAUAACUUGGGGAGAAUGCGCAAUAGUGACUUUGCGCCGGAAAAUUUGCAGCGGUAAAACCAAGAUGUCGUGUGUGUGCCAUAAGUCAGUAUUUUCUGUCAGAUUGAUUGAAGUCAGCUCUACAAUUUUAUUGAACUAUUAAGUAUUGGCAGGAAAGCUGUGGUCGAAUGAUCUUUUAAGCAAAUGUAUGAAUUUCUAUUUCAGAGCCGUUACAAUGGAACGAUAGUUUUAGCCACUGUGAAGGGAGAUGUACACGACAUUGGCAAGAAUAUCGUUGGGGUUGUGUUGGGUUGCAAUAACUACAGGUAUCGUAAUUUGUUUUGUAAUUUUUUGACCCACAAAACACUUCCGAGUUUUAAAAAUCUGGUUCGUUUUCGCGUGUUUGGGCGUUCCUGGUCGACUUGGAAUUUUUCAGUGGUGGUUCUUUCGUCGAGGGGAAAACCGAACUACCCAAAAAAUGAACUCUCUAAGCAAGGAUGAGGACCAAGAACAAUGAAUUCAAUGCACGUGUGACGUUGCCUUGGAGAUUCGAAUCCAGACCACAUUAGGUGGCAAGUUUUUAAGAUGCUCUUACCACUUCACCAUCUUCGAUAGCCCACGUUCGACGACUCCGAGUAUUUACGAACGACUCCAUUGUUUCGCAAUUCCCAGAAAAGACUUGAGCAUAAGGAAAACCAACCAGAAAUAUAGAAAUAUAACCAGAAAGCCUCGGAGUCAUGUUAGAAUUUUAACAUAUCGAGCACAACCACGUUCCCCGGGUCCUCUCCAACUCGCGCUCCGGGAGACGAGUAGGAGAGGACCCUGGGAACGAGGUUGAAGGGAGUGUUGUUCCAAGUAGAAUGGAGUUCUUCUUUUUGCAACGAUUACCACAACAUACAGGGAUGGUUCCAGAAGAUUGCCAGCUAUAUAAAUACUACAGAGAACCCAGUAACUUGAACUCUGACCUGUGACAGGUCGAGUUGGCGGGGAAUUCGAGUUAUCGUGGUAAAUUUCUGUGAAAUUUUGGUCAAGGGAAGGAAAAUUUAGGUCGAGUUAGUGGGGAUUAGAGUUAACCGAGUUCGAGCUAUCGAGGUUCUACUGUAGUUAUUUUUUGGUCGCAGAACUCUGAGAGCUUCUGUAUCCUAAUAUUGAGGCUCUAGAAGACAGGUUUUACUCAGAGAUUCAAAGGGGAUAUGGCGGUCCCCUAUGCCCCCUUUAAAUCCGCCCUUGACUUAUGAGUGCGAAACCUGUUUAGUUCAGUUGUGUUACACUACGCAACGUCUCAUGAAACUUGUUUCGCAAUUGCGCUAUAAAAUCGCUGAAGCCGUUACAUUGAACAUUUUCUCAGUGUAACGAGCUCUCUCAUUGGGUGUUUUUGUCUUUGCAGAGUGAUCGAUCUUGGUGUAAUGACUCCAUGCGAGAAGAUUCUACAGACUGCUAUUGCCGAAAAGGCUGACAUUAUUGGCUUAUCCGGAUUAAUUACACCAUCUUUAGAUGAAAUGAUUCACGUCGCUAAAGAAAUGGAAAGACAGGGACUAAAGAUUCCGCUCCUCAUCGGAGGUGCCACGACAUCAAGGUAUUUACAAGUAAAAUUCCCAACCAGGUACACUUUUCUCGCCUUAAUGUAUAAUAAACUUCGAUAACGCUUUCCUCUGGCUAAGGGGUAACCAGGCCCCAGUUGUUAAAAAUGUUGGAUAACGAUAUCCAUCGGAUAAAUCUCUAUCCACUGGAAAGCGCAGUUGGUUUCCCUUAUGCUGAUCCACUGGAUAUUAAUUUACCGGUGGAUAGGGCUAUCCAUCUUUAGAACAACCGGGGCCAGAUCCAUAAAUCCUUCGUCAACAAUAGAUUUACCCAGAUUUAUCAGUAGUUUCUUGGUUUGGCGGACGGCCUCCAUCACGAAAUGACUUACUACAAAUAUUGAAAAGGCACUGACAGGAGCCCAUAACUAGGAGCGAGCAACUCCCAUACUAGGCCUAUGUCACGACGUUUUAAAGGUCCAGUUUAUUUUUACACACAUUUACGAGCACUUUUUCCCGCGAAAAUAGAAUCUCCACCAUGUUUCUGAGCGCGUUCGAAGAUAUCAAAAAGGAAACUAAACGUUAUGAAAAGGCAAAAAAUAUCAUUUUAGGUCUGUAGGUUUUGCUGACUGGUUUGCGGAAUUUAAAAGAUAUUUAGAAUUCACGCCAAAACCGUUCUAAAAAUAAACUGGUCCGCGAUAACGCCGUGACAUGAGCGCACGGAAGUUGUUCGCUCCGGGUCAUGGGCUCCUGGCAUUGAACAAUGCCUACAUCGCAAAACAAAAGGGAAACAAUAAUACUUUCCGCAACAUCAAGAAACACCCGAUUUAUCCAGUGGGAUCUCCAUUUCAAAAAACCAAAAACACAGUACCAAAAAAUUUUUGUUUUAUGUAUUUAUUUGUAUAAUAUCAGGACUCACACAGCUGUGAAGAUCGCCCCACGUUACAGUGAACCAACGGUCCACGUGUUAGACGCCUCAAAGAGCGUAGUAGUGGUAAGAGAAUUGUUUUUUAUUCAUUUCAUCUAAGACUAUAACGUGAAGGGUGCGCGAGUGGAGAGGAAUUUUCCUCUCCUUCCUUCCUCGCGCGCCUUUCGCGUGUAAGCGCGCCAAAUUCCCCCUGUUUCCUUCGAAUAUCUGCUUUGCAGGAUAUUUCAUGUCGUGUUACCAUUUUUGAUAUAAAUUUAAUGUGCCAUUACUCAUGUCUGCUAAAGGGGUUUUAUACGUUUUGUGCGCUUUGUGCCGAGUAAAACUCUAGCCUUAUAAUAAACUGUCCUAUUUCAUCGUAGUGCUCCGCUUUAAUAGACCAGAAUUCAAAAGAAGAUUUUGUAGAUGAAGUAAAAGAAGAAUAUGAAGAAAUCCGGGAUGAGCAUUAUGAUUCUUUGAAGGUAAGAAAGUUUCUUUUUCCAUGUAGUGGAAAACGCUUUUUCAUUCCGGCAUACCACAAUUGUAUAAAAAACGGGCAAUCGCGAAGAGACUGCCAAGGGUAGGGUGGGUAGGGUGGGCGGGGUUGGAGGGACAGAAGACGUGCAACCUAACGAGUAUGAAGCGCGGAGAAAUAAGUGCUGUCACCUACGCCAUUUCCGAGCGACAGUACAUUUGAAACCGCUUAAAAGCGCGGGAAAAUGCAUGCCAGCGCGGGAAAUCGUACAGCCGGCGCCGAGCCUGCAACAGGUAUGAACGACGGGACAAUUUACUGCGUGAGGUCAUGAUCUGAAAACGUGCUAGUGGUUUAAGCACCGGAAAAGGGAAGAAUGUUGAUUUUAUUGUAUUUUUUUUUUUUUACAGGAUCGUAAAUACCUAUCCCUGGAGAAAUCACGUUUAAAGAAAGCGAACUUGGACUGGAUUGACUUCAAGCCAGGUGAAAAAGAAGCGUUUUUGUAGUUCUUUUUCCUUUUGCAGCCUGUAGUAUUCUAACAGCCGUUUCUGUGUUUUGAGGAUCAGAAAGGGAUCCAAUGAUAGCCCUUGGCCUUUCAAAACAACCUUUUUGAUAGUACUUUCCAGUGGUACUGUUAUUAAACUGUUCUGUUUGGUUUGGCCGGGGAGGGGGAGGUGGGGGGAUAGUGUUGAACUAAGAAACCCGUAAGAAAUUGUCAGAGUGUCCCACAAUUCCCAAAAUUGUCUUCGAUAUAACCCAUAUUAGAAGAGCAGAGUAAAAUUCGGCGCUUCAUUCAUUUCAGAGUGUAUCUGCUGUAUACCGUUAGGUCGCGCAUGCUGGAUAUUCAAAAGAAACCUGUAUACCCGUAUUCUCAAAAACCGACAUUGGCUGUUGUCAUUCUAACUUUUCAAUCUGCUUAUUAUGCUAUAAAAGGUGAUUCUGAUUUUUGAGUCUUUAGAGAAAAUUCUGAAGUGCGACCAUUCAAAUGAAAACAACUGAGCAGUACUUUCCUGUAGUACUGUUAAUUGUUCGUUACGAGGGAGUUCUAACUUUUGAUUGUAGGGUAAAAUCCUAAACGGUAAAAGGUUCUCAUACACUUUGAGUGUUAUCAAUAAAUCCAUUUCAUUUUCUACUUCUUUUUAGUUCGUCCGUCGUUCUUGGGUUCGAAGGUGAUAGAUGAUUGUGAAAUCAGUGAGCUCCUUCCUUACAUUGAUUGGAAGCCUUUCUUCGAUGUAUGGCAACUUAGAGGAAAAUAUCCCAAUAGGGGAUAUCCAAAAAUCUUUCAAGACAAGACAGUCGGUAAGCACCCUCCCGACCCUGACUACGUGUCCUCCUUAUUGUACGGUGAUUAAGAAGUUGCUUUUGCAAGUAAACAAGUAAACUCACGCGGCUACUACAGUCUACCGCGGAACAACCGUACAAGGGGUGGGAUGUAGGAUUUGCACCCCUUCCUCACUCCGUUGGGGGUGGGAAAGCGGUGCUACUUUGAAUCUCUGAUAAUAGGGGAGCUUAAGCAACAACAACGGCAACGGCAACGGCAGCGAAAACGUCACUAAGAAAGCGGGCUUCGUGCUGUUUCAAACUUUUUUUCUCUGGUUCCAUUUCAUACAAUUUUUUUAAUGUUGGGGAAUUCUUAUAGAGUCGAUUCUGAAGGACUGUAUUUUUAGAAGUUCACAAGAAGAAGAAGAAGAUCUUUUUUUGUGUGUUCACGUCCUCCAUGAAACGUGAAACUAUGAAGUUUCACCUCGUAGUUGUGUAACGACGGUAAAGAAAUGCACAAAAAAGCGUGAUGAACGUGCAGGCUUGUUCCAAUCUAAACGUACUCCAUUUUUGCCGUUCUCGUUGUCGUCGCCUUCUUCGUUGCUUAAGCUCCCUAAUAUCUAGAUGACGAGCUGGGUGCGACUAGCCUUGUUAAACACUUCGCUUAAAUUAUGUUGGGAGCAUUUUGCACGUUAAGAGUACGCAAAACUCGCUUUUUGGAUAAAUUUGGGUCGAUGACGGUGACGUUUAUGUUCGUCACCAUAGCAACUCAAUUCCGCCAAGCUAUGCCGAAAUGCGUCGACGGACUGAACUGAACAGGCAGUGAUGACAAGGUCAGUGACGACGAGGUGUGUCGUCCAGGAUCGUCCGAAAAAGUUUAAUUAAAAAUUAUGUUAGAAGGCCCAUUUAUUACUUGUCCAAGAGAAAGUAUCCUUCUCGUCAUUGAAACAGGUAGUGAAGCGAAAAAACUAUUCGACGAUGCUGAAAGCAUGUUGCAGAAGAUCAGUAAAACUAAAUCUCUGUGGCCAGUCGGAGUGGUUGCUUUCUAUCCUGCCAAUAGCGUCGGUGAUGAUAUCCACGUGUUUGAGGAUGAUGAUGCUAGGAAGGAAUCACCACGUGCCGUGUUCUAUGGCUUGAGGCAACAGGUUAGUAAACAAUGUCACACACCGGCAUCCGUUAUUUCAAGUAUAAAUGGUACAAUAUGAGUAAGUGUUUAAGAUUAGAUAUCACCUUAAUGUAUUUUGUUCGUGUUGAAUUUCGGCCAUUUUGAAUAACUUAGACGUGUUGCUAUCGCUAGCCUGUGUGCUAAGUGCGAAAAGGGGAGGGAGGGAAGAAGGGGGCGGGGGGGAGAGAGAAGAAACGCGUGAAAAAGAAACAGGAGAAGGGAAAAAGAGAAGGGAUUUUUUGGAAGGGAGGCGGAGAUUCCUCUCUCUCCAGCCGCCCCCCCUCCCUCCCUUUUAAUUCCCACCCGUUUCUACGCGCCGUAACAGUAUUUGCUCAAGAGAAUUGCUGUAAAAGUGGUAUGAAAAGUCAAAAAUUGUCCACCAGUGAACAACCUUUUUCGUGUAGAGUCCUAAGGGUAAUUCAGACUGGACAACGUUUCGCACUGUUUGACGACACCCGGAGAAUAUUGCCUUUUGAUUCUGUUUUUUUGCCUUUAGCUGUUUAAGGUUUGCACGCGAGUUUUCACUUUUGCGGCGUUUCGACCUUGCGACCAGUUUAAACGAGUUACUAAGCUACGGUUGCCGUUAACUCUCACCUUGUAUGACAGAGCUUGGUAAAAGCAGAAAUUUGUAUCGCGUAAAUCAGCUGAGGGUUUUUCCGACUCUGUCAACUUAUCCCCGAAGACGCGUCUAACGAAGGUAAAGUUUCUACAGAUAAGGUAACUGUUCAAGCUUUUAUUUUCAGGCCGAGAAGGAGCCUGGUGUCGAGGAUCCAUACUAUUGCCUGUCAGACUUUGUAGCACCGCUGGAUACAAAUGUCAAGGACUACAUCGGCUGCUUCGCUGUUUCAGUCAUGGGAGCCGAGGAAAUGGCCAAAAAGUAAGAAGAAGUAAUUUACCAGGAAUGUUGAUGUUUAGUAGACGGUACUUGGAAAACAUUGUAAGGAAAUGUAACUACUUCGAUCCGAUAUUCCCUUGAAUUACAACUUGAAGUAAACAUUCUCCUUUCACAGAUUUGAUGAGGAAAUGGAUGACUAUAGUGUCAUAAUGGUUAAAGCUCUUGCCGACCGCUUAGCAGAGGUUAGUAAUCAGUAAAGUCGUCGCACAUUGUUUCAUCUCAAUGUCUUUUAUCGACUGAAACAUGUAACAAGUGUACUGUUUUGUUCGUACCAGGCUUUCGCCGAACAACUCCACGAACGCGUUCGCAAAGAUUUGUGGGGAUAUUGCAGCGAUGAGUUACUAGAUGCUAAAGAUAUGCACAGGAUAAAGUAUCAGGUGGGUUUGAUUACAACGUCUCUUGUUUUUCUCAGACAAAAGAGUUUUUAUCUCGAUUCCUACGGUGGCCGUGGACAGUUUUUCCAUAUUUUCAGCACUUAAAGGUUUGGUGCAAAAUGAAAAAUGUUAAUGAAAAAGCGGUUGGUUGGUGUAACGAAAUGUUCCCAAACGAAUGCUUAGUUGCUAGGGAACAAGAUAUGUUUGUCAUAUUCCAUAGCAACGGGACCACCUUUUUUAUCACCCUUCAUUUUAUUUUCAUCUUCUAAUAACUCGAAAACGAGCUCAGCUUGGUCAGUUUUCGACAAAUGUCAACUUUCUGGAAAAACUGAAAAAAUCUUUGGAGAGGGUAACAGAAUUUCCUUUAAAUUUCCACGAGUUAAUAUUGGUUCUAAAGUGCCGGGGGCUCGAUUUCGAUUUGCGAUCGAAAUAUCCCUCUCUUUUGUUAGGGUAUUCGACCAGCCCCAGGUUAUCCGAGUCAACCAGACCACACAGAGAAACUCACGAUGUGGGAGUUGAUGAACUGCGAGAAACUCACUGGAAUCAAGUUAACAGAAUCGCUCGCCAUGGACCCUGCCGCUUCAGUGUCCGCCGUCUUCUUUGCUCAUCCUAAAGCUGUUUACUUCUCUGUAGGAAAGAUCUGCGAGGAUCAGGUAUGACAUUACAACGCUAGAUCUUGUUUUGUGUAUUUUAAAGUUAGUGAGUAGACCGAGCAAGGAGAAUAUAAAUGAUAGUGGUGGCGUUGAUUUUUGUAGAUCCGCAAUAAGGGGGUUGGGGGAGGGGAAAGAGAGAAAAACAGCGAAAGGGAAAGGGUGGGAGAGCGUCCUUUCUCACUCUCUCUCUCUCUCUCCAACCCAUCACCCUCAUCCCCUUCCUUCCCUACCCCUUUUGAUGCCUGGGAAACUACCCACCUACCCCUCUCUUAAGCCACCCCUUUGCCUCAGGUGAGAGGUGAGUGUUAAUGUUAGCUUAGGGGAGGAGUAGGUGGGCAGUUUCCCAGAAACCUACAUUGAUCCGCCUGCCACAUAGGCGCCGCUGUAUUUUGUCCCGUAGCCCCAGUUUUUGUCAGGCUUGUCGGCAAAUAACCAUUCAAUUAAGCCGGUCAAUUACGAAGACCAGGACGUGUAAUAACUAAUGUAGCCUUAGGCUUUCUCGUCUGUAGGUAAUGUAGUGUGAUGUGACUAUGUUCAAGUGAAAUCUCUGACUCUAGCAGUAGUUUCACCUGGUAUUCCUAUUUUCCCGUAUUUUAGAAGAUGAAAUUUAGAAGUCUUCCUCAGUCGAUUAAGUUUUGAGUUCUCUGUGGACAUGUAUGUGAUGCAUGAGGAAUUUUAGAGAAGUUAUUUUCCAACGCUUUGGUCAUUUUCUACGUCGCUUCCAGGUCAAAGAUUACGCGAAGAGAAAAGAAAUGCCGGUUGAAGAAAUAGAAAGAUGGCUCUCGCCUAUUCUAUCUUACGACAGAGAUUGA
This is a messenger RNA of Porites evermanni, 9639 nucleotides long. The record is from the annotation of a GenBank genome assembly. Lineage: Eukaryota; Metazoa; Cnidaria; Anthozoa; Scleractinia; Poritidae.